AUGGCAUCGAAAUGCAUAGAUGAUUGUCUAAACAUCAAUAGCGAAGCGGUGUGCGUCCGCCCGGGUACUACUUAUGCUAAGCUCUACAAAUGGCCGGUGGCCGAGGUAGAGUUCGUACGGUCAAUUAGCAACGGCGGUAGCCAACGAAGUGCCAUGGUGAACAGCAUCUCUUGCAGGCAAAUAUAUCUUAGGAGCUAUACAUUCUCAAGAAAAGAAGAGAAUGAAUACAAAAGAGAAGGUCAAGAUGGUGAGGAUGCAGGUGAUCGAAGUAUCAAACGGAGAUGUUUUGGAGGAAGAAGAGGAAGGAACAAGGCGGCAAAGAACGGUACGAAGACAAGGAAAACGGUAUCACAUAGGGCGUAUGUGGUGAGACUCGUAAGGAAAUGUUUGUCUUGUGUUUCCUCUGCUAUGUUUAAUAUUGAAAAAUGA
Messenger RNA from Arabis nemorensis, 429 nucleotides. The record is from the annotation of a GenBank genome assembly. NCBI's taxonomy places the organism in Eukaryota, Viridiplantae, Streptophyta, Magnoliopsida, Brassicales, Brassicaceae.